Messenger RNA from Engraulis encrasicolus (European anchovy), 1308 nucleotides. RefSeq lists its product as uncharacterized. The record is from RefSeq and is a predicted model, not a curated record. Lineage: Eukaryota; Metazoa; Chordata; Actinopteri; Clupeiformes; Engraulidae.
AUGACCAUGGACAGCUCCCCACAAGUGUCGGAAUGGUCUGUAAUGAUUGACCGUGACCUCAAGGUCCUCAACGCCAUCAGGAGUGUUUUUCCAGACACAAAGGUUCUACUUUGCUGGUUCCAUGUACUCCAGGCAAACAAGAGAAUUGACCAGCUUCUAUGCUUGCUAUGUGUAGAUAUCCAGAAGUAUUACAGUUACAUGGAUGAACUUUUGGUGGCAGGUCGACUGAAAGUGAGCUCUUCUCCUGCUGCUGAAGCAGCUGCAGCAAUGUCCAAAAAGGGUCUUGCUGCAAACAUUGAUGAAAAGUUUCAGAAUGUGUACUUGUGUAAACACAUCAUUUUGUCUAGGGCAGAGGCACAGAGGAGAGGGCUAGACAUUGAAAGCAUGCGAAAUGCAGAAGCUGAAAAAAUGAUCCAAAAUCAAAUGUACAACAUAAAGAUGACCAUUUUCCACACUGAUGGAAGCAUUAGCGUUGUCAGUCAGAAAAUGCCAUUUUUAUGCACAUGCAUAGCAAAUAGUCACAGUGAACAGUGCAUCUGCAUCCAUGUUGCCAAUAUUCUUCGGCCACGAAAGCCAUCUGAACUACCCUCAGACUCUCAAAAUGAGGCACAUGAGUCACAAGUGCUUGGUGCAGCUCAGAGACCCCUAAUGCAAGACAUGUUGUCAGACUUAUUGCAAUGGAGCUCUUUAGAGUCUUUUAGGCCUAGCCAAGAAGUAUUUGAUGCUGUACAAGCACACAAACUGGCUUUUAGCAAAUUCAGUGGUGUGUGCAGGCAAAAGAAAAUCGUGCCAUUGCACCCGUAUCGGAAAGCAAUUCUUGGGUUGCAGUUACGUCAGAAUCCAUCACGGGAGCGCGCAAAUUUGAAAUGUGUGUUCUUGACGGAGAAAGAGAUCCGGGGGCUGGAGGCCAAGGCCUUGAAGAAGAGGUGGGAGAACCUCGUGGCAAAAUACAAGGAGCUUAAGAAGCCCCCACGACCAGAAGUGGCAGUGGCCUCACCCCCUCCUGUGGAGGAAGCCACUGCUGCUGGCUCCUCCACUUCCCCCAGUCAAUCUACCCCAAAAAGGCAGAGGCUAGACAGAAUGGGGGAUAUAUUACAGGCGAUAAGAGAGCAGGAGGAGUUGCUCGAGCAGCUACAUAAGGACCAGGAGGCCAGGGAUGCCAGGGAGGAUGCCAGAUAUAGGACGUCCACCUCCAGGUCUUUCAGAAAGAUGGACCUCCACCUCACCUUCAUUAUUCCAAAGGCCCUCUCCACCACUACACGGGCCUUCGACAGACAGCUGUUUAAGUUUGCCUGGAAACCGGGUUGA